Messenger RNA from Drosophila miranda, 1894 nucleotides. RefSeq names its product Na(+)/H(+) exchange regulatory cofactor NHE-RF1. Gene Ontology annotation, cellular component: apical plasma membrane. Bases 544 to 1512 code for a protein of 322 amino acids. The record is from RefSeq and is a predicted model, not a curated record. The transcript is spliced from 3 exons. NCBI's taxonomy places the organism in Eukaryota, Metazoa, Arthropoda, Insecta, Diptera, Drosophilidae. Gene Ontology annotation, molecular function: protein binding; protein-membrane adaptor activity. Gene Ontology annotation, biological process: protein localization to plasma membrane.
CUGCCGAAAUCAGUUACGAGUCGCCCGCGAAAGCGUUAACAAGUUCCCAACGGAUCGAGCGCACAACAACCACCACCAACCAUUCCACUCACUCUCUCUCUCUCUCUGUCUCUCGCGUGCGGAGCUCUCUCGGGUCGUGGAACAUCAACAGUUAUUUUUACUACACCGCCGAGAGUGUGUGUUUCGUGUGCUUCGCUUCUCUCGGUCGCGUCGCUGCCAGCAGCUCCUUCAUUAAAAGAUAAGCAAGGCUUAAAAAGAAACAACAACGCGUGUGUGUCGUGGCUGUGUGACAGCGUUUGCAUACAAAAAGCAACAGCAACAGCAGCUUCAAGCAGAGCAGCAGCCAGCAGCAGCAGAAGAAGAGGAGGCGAAAGAAGACCAGCAAAAACAAGCGUACACUGAAAGGGAAUCUAUUUGCCUGAACAAACGACACCGCCCAGAAGUACAGCCAAAAGGUUUACGUACUCGUGUAUCCGUUAUCCGAGAAGACCUGUGAAACCCGGGAACAAUGAUAUAUGAUUGCCUCUGGGCGUGCCAGCCAUAAUGUCGACACCAACAACACCGAAGACACCCACACCACCCACAUUGCCGCCGGGUGUGACCAAGACCUGUCACAUAGUGAAGCGACCCGAUUUCGAUGGCUAUGGCUUCAACCUGCACUCGGAGAAGGUGAAGCCGGGACAGUUUAUCGGAAAGGUGGACGCCAAGUCGCCGGCAGAGUCUGCUGGCCUCAAGGAGGGCGAUCGCAUCCUGGAGGUGAACGGUGUCUCCAUUGGCAGCGAGACACACAAGCAGGUGGUGGCCCGGAUCAAGGCGAUUGCCAACGAGGUGCGCCUCCUGCUGAUCGAUGUGGAUGGCAAGCCCAUAGAUGUGUCGCCGCCCUCGCCAUCGGCCCUUUCCAAUUGCAGUGAACCAACGAAUGGCAAUGGCAAUGGCAAUCCGAAUGUGAACGGUAAUGGCUAUGAGGGAACCAAGCAGGAGAUGCCCGGUGCCAGCGCCAACAUCAGCAGCAUCAGCAUGGUGAGCAUGAAGCGAUCCUCAAAUGCCAGCAGCAUCCAGAGCGGCAGCACCAUGAAUGCCAGCGACCUGGAUGUGGUGGACAGGGGCAUUCCUCCGCCGGUGGCUGCUGUCGUCGCUUCUCCCCAGCAGAAUGGUAGCAAACCGUCAUCGCCGUCGCCGAUCAACAACAACACCCUGAUGAGCACGCCGCCGCCACCAUCGGCCGCGGUGGCCUCCAUGAACAGCAACGGCAAUGUGUACAGCAGUUCCAAUGGCAACACAAAUGGCACGGCCUCGCCCACAGCCUCGCCCACACCCACAGCCAUGACAGCGCCCCAGACAACAGCUCCUAUGACGGCGGCUGCGGGAGCGGCAGGAAACCGGGCGGGCAGCCUGAACCUCCCACUGACGGUGGCCGAGAUGCGGGCCAAGCUUGCCUCCAAGAAGAAGUACGAUCCGAAGAACGAGAGCGUCGACCUCAAGAAGAAGUUCGAGAUCAUCCAGAAGCUCUGAGCGGAGUCCACGAAAGCCACUCGUACUUGUUAUAACUUUACACGAAGCAAACAACCGAAAACGGUUCGUCACGAGGAGCAGCUGCAGGAGGAACAUAUAUAAUGUUUAACUAUUUAGUACGAGUCACUUAUUAACUAAGCAAGUUUUUAAUUAUUAUCCAUUAAGCAGGCGCGAUAAAGGACAGCGCUAGAGUGAAGGCACUUUUGACGUAGAAAAGCUGAGAGAAUAUGUACCAUAUACACAUAUAUCCACGAUAUACGAUAUAGACAUCUUUUCAAGCUAUAAUAUUUUGCAUUGUAGUUCAUUGAACAACUUUCCGUUGAAUAUGUAUUUAGUUUUGCGUAUUUUUUCCACAGUAAAUAAAGCAAAAUUAAAAAAAGAA